This is a messenger RNA of Tupaia belangeri chinensis (Chinese tree shrew), 3187 nucleotides long. It is a transcript of the gene TCP11, whose product is annotated as t-complex 11. Bases 39 to 1595 code for a protein of 518 amino acids. The transcript is spliced from 11 exons. The record is from RefSeq and is a predicted model, not a curated record. Gene Ontology annotation, cellular component: sperm flagellum; acrosomal vesicle. NCBI's taxonomy places the organism in Eukaryota, Metazoa, Chordata, Mammalia, Scandentia, Tupaiidae. Gene Ontology annotation, biological process: regulation of sperm capacitation.
UGCGCGGGAGGAGCAGCCUGCAGGGUACCAUCGGCAACAUGCCGGAUGUCCAGGACAGCGCGCCCCCGAAGGACCCUGGCGAUGCAGAGAGCGGGACCUGCCCGCCCGAGACAUCGGGACCGUCCCAGGAACGCCACGGCGCCCCCAAGGACCCCUCUCCACGCCCGCUGCUGACCAGAGGUCUUCAGAGAGGUCUUAGUCCUGGACAGAAAAGCGACCCAGGUCUGACAGAGACGAUGAAUGAGGUUUCCAAGCUGAGCACCGAGACUGGGAUGAAUCAUGAUUUACGCAGGAAAGAGAAGAUUUUCCCUCCAAGCAGCCUGGAGAGCAAGGGCAAGGAGACGAUGCACAAUGCUUUCUGGGACCAUCUUAAAGAGCAGCUAGCGGCCACGCCCCCUGACUUCAGCUGUGCUCUCGAACUUCUCAAGGAAAUUAAAGAGAUCUUGCUAUCGCUGCUAUUGCCACGCCAGAACCGCCUAAGAAAUGAGAUCGAAGAAGCCCUCGACAUGAACUUCCUCAGCCAGGAGGCAGAGCACGGGGCCCUGGAUGUCCCUCACCUCUCUAAGUACAUCCUCAGCAUGAUGACGCUGCUGUGUGCACCAGUUCGAGAUGAAGCAGUGCAGAAGCUAGAGGACAUUACAGACCCUGUUCCGUUACUGAGAGGCAUCCUCCAGGUGCUGGGCCUCAUGAAGAUGGACAUGGUGAACUACACGAUCCAGAGCCUUCAGCCCCACCUGCAGGAGCACUCCAUCCAGCACGAGCGGGCGCAGUUCCAGGAGCUCCUCAGCAAGCAGCCCGGCCUCCUGGACUACACCACCAAAUGGCUGACCCAAGCAGUGGCAGACCUCACCACACCACCCUCGACUUGCCCUGACACUCCUGACUCCUCGGGUGUGCCCGGUCCCUCACCCAGUGAGGCAGCCAACGUCCCAGAGCCCCUCAGCCCCACCAUGGUGCUGAUCCAGGGCUUCCUGAAUCUCCUCCUCUGGGACCCUGAAAACGAGGAGUUCCCGGAGACACUGCUGACGGACAGAGCCCGGCUGCAGGAGCUGGAGACGCAGCUGCGCCAGUUAACCGUCCUGGCCUCGGUCUUGCUAGUGGCCAGUAGUUUCUCCGGCAGUGUUUUGUUCGGCUCCCCCCAGUUUGUGGAUAAACUGAAACGCAUUGCCAAAUCCCAGAUGGAGGACUUUGACUCCAGGCCCGAGGAGGCUAUGGUGACUGUGAGUGAACAGGUUUCUCAGGAAAUCCAUCAAAGUCUCAAGAAUAUGGGCCUCGCUGCUCUGAGCAGUGACAGCACAGCGUCUUUGACAGGCCAGCUUCAGAACAUCGCCAAGAAAGAGAACUGUGUCCGCAGUGUGAUUGACCAGCGGAUCCACUUGUUUCUCAAGUGCUGUUUGGUUCUCGGGGUGCAGCGAUCUCUGCUAGACCUUCCCGGAGGCCUUACUGUCAUUGAGGCGGAGCUGGCAGAACUGGGCCAGAAGUUUGUCAACCUGACGCAUCACAACCAGCAGGUGUUUGGCCCCUACUACACUAAGAUCCUGAAAGCCCUGGUCUCCCCAGUCCAGGAGCUGGAAACAAAAGUGGAAUCUGUGUGAUAGACCAGCUCAGAGCCCUGGCCCUUCGGACCCAGGGGAGGCCCAUCGUCCUCCUGGGUAACAUCGUCAGUGACUAGCAAAGCAGCAAGCUCCCCAUCCCCUGAACCACUAUGCCAAGGCUGUGGGGAUCCAGCAUGUAAACACCAGCUGGCCCGAACCCGCUCACUAAUAAACUUCUGAACCGCAAGCAAACCUCCACUCUUCCUGUGCCGCAGCUGAGGCCAGGCCCCUGCUUUAGCUUCCGACUAGCUGAGGAGCUGACCAGCCCUCAGUUUCCCUUCUCUGACUCUGCGUACCUGUCAACAGGCAGAGCCGAACAGCCAAGACUAGCCACGGUGCUAGUAUCACUUUCUCUAAGGGUAAGGAAAGUUUUAAGGGCUCUGAGAACUCAGUGUAAUUAUCCGAAAUGUGACUAUAAGGACUUCUCUGGAAGUCUUCAUUUUGUCCAGCAUAGCCCAAGCAAGGACAUGGUUGGAAAAAAAGUUCAUUUAGUUCAACAACGCCCUGAAGGUUUCAAACGAUGCAACAAGAAGUGGAGGAGGAGUAAGAGGCUUCCCCGCUGCUUCUGUUGCAGUCUGAAGCCUCAGGCACCCUGGGGGCUGGAAGAGAACGGAUGUUGGCUGCAGGCAAGCGAUCUGUUCAGGACAGGUUUCGGAGCACGCCAGGUCACUUGUUCGCCUCUCUCUAAGCUGCCUAGUUGAGUCUUGGACAGUUAGGUCAGUGACUGGCCUGGACCCACGUUUAUCCUUGGUCUUGUUCUCUAGCCCAGAAGUCUCCCGUUCCUCGUCUCUCCACUUAGAACACCCCGUUCUUCACGACAGAGGUGAUGUGGCCGUUCAGAAGUGGAGAGCCUCCAUCCGCCAUCCCACUUUCAGUGUGGGCAGUUGUGGUUGGGAGUUCUUGUUGGCAUGACUAAUGAGAGCGAUUCUAGAAGGCCCUGGACUUGUCUCCUGAGACUGCAGUGAUGCAACCCGUAGUUUUCAGACAGACUGCAACAGCCCAGUCCCAACCCGGUGUUGCUGAAAUGAAGAAAAUGUCCCGUUCAGAUUUGGUCCUUUUUCGUAAUGGACAAGAGAAGAUGGAAGCUGCCUGUGUGUUCUCAAAGCGAGGCGAAGACCAACUUGUGUUCUCAUGGCAGGAGACGGCAGGAGCUCAGUGUACCCCACGAGGAAGAGCGCAGGAGAGAUUUGUUUUGUUAGGCCUAGGGUUUCCUUCUAAUGGAUUUCAUUUUUCCAUAGGGCACGUCGUAUGUGGAUGACAGAGCUAGGUCGGCAGGGAGACUCGUGCUAUAAUAUAAUCAGAAAGGCUGGGGGGCUCAGUUUCCGGUCUUGGAACUAGACAGCUUCACAGUGGGAAGGUCCAGAGAAAGUGGUCUAUUUAAUAAACAGUGAGGCUUGCCUACUUGAACUCUCUGAUUUGUAUGUAUUCAUUUGAAUUUUUUAAAAACCCCACAUUUUGGAAGCCUCAUUAUCUUAGUGGCAAAAGUGCUCUGAAGGGAUUCCUGUAAAGAAGACUGUCUGGUUGGGGGUGCAGAGACUGGGCCAACAAUAGAACCUGGCUUUGUACUUCAUAAUUAAAAUCUGGAAUCAUCA